Messenger RNA from Poeciliopsis prolifica (blackstripe livebearer), 735 nucleotides. RefSeq names its product bladder cancer associated protein (gene blcap). The record is from RefSeq and is a predicted model, not a curated record. Lineage: Eukaryota; Metazoa; Chordata; Actinopteri; Cyprinodontiformes; Poeciliidae.
UGGCAAGAGAAGAAGAAGCGGGGGGGAAAAGACCAUGACGAGGAGGAAGAAGAAGAAGAAAAAGAAGAAGAACUACUAAAGCCGUUGGCAGCUCGUUAGCCGUUGCUACAUACGCAGUCUAGCAGUUAAAAACGAGAGGUUUCUAUUUGCUGAGAAUGAACCCUACCGAUGUCAGGGAUGACCUGACAACAGAAACCUCCAGCAGCUUCGAUCUCGUCCUUCAUCCCGGUUCUGUUGGCUAGAACCACGUCUUCAUCGCCCCCCGCCCCUGACCUCCGCUCUGACCUCUGACCCCUGACCCCGUACCUCCCCCUGCGGUGACGAUGUACUGCCUCCAGUGGCUGCUGCCGGUGCUGCUGAUCCCGAAGCCGCUGAACCCGGCGCUGUGGUUCAACCACUCCAUGUUCAUGGGCUUCUACCUGCUCAGCUUCCUGCUGGAGAGGAAACCCUGCACCAUCUGCGCCCUCGUCUUCCUCGCCGCGCUCUUCCUCAUUUGCUACAGCUGCUGGAACUGCUUCCUGUACCACUGCCAGGACGCCGCGCUGCCCGCCGCCGCACAUGACCCCGCCAUCAUAGGGACCUAGGCGGCGGCGGCCCGCAGCAUGAUACUGCCACGCUGCAAGGAGAAGGAAGGAGGAAUCAAAGGGAUCCAGUGAAACUCUGCACACCGACCGGACAAUCACCGCCUGGAGUCCUUCCUGUCCAUCAGAUACAUGCUGAGCUUCCUCCAGUUCC